ACCUCCUCCUCCUCCACCCCUCCCCCUCCUCCUCCACCUCUUCCACCUCCUCCUCCACCUCCUCCUCCACCUCUCGUUCACGAUGGCCCGCGCAGCCUGGGUUCAGCGAAUAUGGGCGGACUUGACGACGAAGGAAUUCCUUCCGAUCAAGGCUAUUCUGUUCCUGGUUUCCGGAGCCAUGUACGUCUUGUUCCCCUUCCUGACGAUCCACGCGAGGUCCCUGGGCGUCUCGGAGAAGGAGCUCUCCCUCCUGUACGCCUUCAACCCCAUCAUCGCCCUCUUCGGUCCGCCCCUCACCGGCAUCUUGGCGGACAGGAUCGGGAAUUUCAAGGCGAGGUGUUUUUAAGCGGGAUGACAGCGCUCGGUGGAUUGUCGGCUUUGCUCUAUCUGGCCAUCCCUGCGGCUCGCCAGAAGGUCGCUUUGCCUGAGUACGUGACCUUUGACCUCGACUGCAGUGUCGGUGACCUCCGCAGCCUCGGCCUUCAACCUCCAGCUGAGUGCGACUUCAUUCAGGACCUCAAGGAGUUUAAUGUUACUUUCACGAACUGCACUGAGUGUGAAGUCUUCAGGUCCGCCAGCGGCCCUCUGCCUCGCCGCGGGAAUCUGGAGAGCGAGGAGGUGGCGGUGACCGUGGGCAGUGACGUCAACUCUACCUUCCUAACAGUGAAUGGAUGGUCAUGUCCAGAUACGCUGAUAGAGAUAGAAGGCCUCAGCGACCCCAGCCUCGCCUCCUACAACGUGAGCACGCCCUCGACGGUCCUCCCAUGCGCGGGCGGCUGCGUGGGCGUCUCCCGUCGCGAGGGCGUCUGCAGCAACACCUUCACGAUGGUUGACAACUCGCCCUUCGCUACGCUGGCCGGAUACCUGGUGGUGCGGUUGCUGAAUGUCUUCACCCUCGCCACGACGGGCACGCUCUUCAAUGGCGCCGCUGUAGCCAUCCUGAAGCAGAAAGGCGGAGACUACGGCCUGCAGAAGGUGUACGGUAGUCUCGGCUCCAUCGUCCUCACGCCGAUCUCGGGUCUCCUCAUCGACGUGUUCUCCGACGCCUCCGGAAGACAGGACUUUAGACCCGCCUUCUUUCUUUACUUCGCCCUCAAGCUGGCAGGAUCCAUCUGCAUUCUCUACCUCAAGCUGGACUUCAAGAUGCCGUCCAACAAGGUCAUGAAGGACUUCCGGGAGGCCGUCAAGAAACCGGAAAUCAUCACGUUCCUUAUGGUUAUGCUUAUAUCAGGAGCAUGUUUUGGAGUCCUAGAUACCUUCUUGUUCUGGCUCCUGCAGGAUAUGGGCGCCAAGAAGUCACUCAUGGGCAUCACGGUGUCUGUGGGCACGGCAGCGGGCAUCCCAAUCUUGUUAGUGUCUGGCCAAAUGAUUCAAAAGUUGGGACACGUCAACACCAUUAUUCUUGGGUUCGCCUUUUACGUCAUCAGGAUGUUAGGCUAUUCCCUCAUCACAAACCCGUGGUGGAGUCUGCCCUUCGAAAUGCUGGAGUGCUUCACCGUCUCCCUCAUGAGCACGGCCGCCGUUACGUACACUGCAGACCUGUCCACACCUGCCACCAUCGCUAGUCUGCAGGGCAUGUACGGCGGAAUUCACUAUGGAGUCGGACGUGGCUUGGGUAGUCUGCUGGGCGGGUUCCUGAUCGGCCCGCUCGGCAUCCGCACCACCUUCAGACUCAUGGCCAUCGUGUGCCUCGUCACCUGCAUAGCGUAUUUCGUGAUCAAUCGAUCAUUCUUCCGAAAACACCAGUUGGAGAGGAAGAAGCGGCUGGCCGAGGAGAAGCAAGAGGAGAAGAAAGAGGAAGAAGCGCAGAAAAACGCAGUGAAUAUGACCGAGAAUGACCCGGAGGUCGCGAUCAAAAGUAGUUCCACAGAAAACGGUGUAACGGAAGGGAAGACCAAAGAAAACGUUGUGACGGAAGAGAAAACCAAAGAUAACGGGGAUAAAAGUCUGAAAGAAGAGACAAAUCCUGCUUUCGAGAAUGACCAAGACAAAUAAAAUAAAAUUGAGAUAGAUUUAAUGCUUGUACAUAUAUAUAUAUAUAUAUAUAUAUAUAUAUACACAUAUAUACACAUACACACAUAUAUAUGUAUGUGUGUGAUUAAUAGAUACAUAUAGAUCAGUGUGUAAAUAGAUUGAGAGCGACUAACUGAUAGAUUGGUAGACUGAUAGGUAGACAUUUAUAUGGUAGAUCUGUAGAGAUAAUUUUGUGUCCUGCCUUUCAUGGAUCUGAUUUUGUCUUUCCCUCCCUCCCUAUCCCUCUCUCUCCCCCUAUCCCAUUUUCUCUCUAUCUCUAUCCUUCUCCCUCCCUCUCUCCCUUCAUGUCUUUUAUACAUGUACAGAAAUUAUUUAUUACCUUCAUAUGGAUAACAUUCUAUCAUAGCAUUCGAAAUAUUCCGCCUUUGUUUUCACUUUGAUUGCCUUUUUCCUUUUAAUAAAAGUUUAUAAACUUAAGUGUUGAAUGCAAAACUCAUUUUCCUUAACAUACCAUUUGUAUCACCAGCUGUGGUUGUUGGGAAAGAUUCUCCUCUAAAGUAAAACCCCUUUUUAGUUUGUUAAACAUUCCAUCCUUUCUACAGUAUAAUACAAUAUGAAAUAUUCUCCACAAUGUAAUAAACAAAUGUAAGUUUA
Messenger RNA from Penaeus chinensis, 2628 nucleotides. RefSeq names its product major facilitator superfamily domain-containing protein 6-like. The coding region runs from base 112 to 1995 and encodes 627 amino acids. The transcript is spliced from 10 exons. Gene Ontology annotation, cellular component: membrane. The record is from RefSeq and is a predicted model, not a curated record. NCBI's taxonomy places the organism in Eukaryota, Metazoa, Arthropoda, Malacostraca, Decapoda, Penaeidae.